GACCGUGACGUCAUCAAUGCGCGUCGUCAAUUUGAUGCUCGUAUCCUCACUAUAUGAGACAAAACUCUUGCAUCCCACCGACAAGACGCUGUAGCGGGGAAUCAUUGCACUGUUUGCAAAUGAUCGAAUAAAGUCGGUGAAAUGAUGACAAUGUUUUUGAGUCUAUCAAAAGGUGUUCUGCGUUAAGGAGUCACUUGUGGAGUAAUCCUGAUCCAAAGUAUGAUAUCGAACUGCAACUGAGCUACACUCCAUACCACCAAUUUGUGUUCUGCUACCACCUGUAACAUUGUCUGGGAAUACCCAGAGGAAAACGAUUAUUUUUGUUUUGGGUCCAGUUUAAAAGAGAGACCAAGAAUAUUCCUCACCACAUGGAAAAAAAGAGCAAUAUGGGAGAAGAGAUCAGAGUUUGAAGUCUCUGGGAUGGGGUUAAAUGACCAAAGGAGUACGUCAUGGUUCACAGCAACUCUGCUUCCCCAAUGAAAACAUCUCUUCCACCUAAUAUAACAGAGGCAGCACCUCCUGAGCAAGCAGCACCUCUUCCAGUGCUGCCUCUCAUAGAAACUUCUGACAAGGACCCGUCUCAUAUCCAAGCUAAAGCACUUGACUCAAAUGUUACCUCCAUUUCAAAUAUCCCCCAGCCCACGACUCAGAAUCUCGCAGAAGCUGGUUCACCGGUUCUAACCCCUAAAACAGCACUUCAAGGUAACUCAAGUCCGGCCUCGGACUGGUCCUCUUCCCACCCAGCAACCCACGCCCAUAGUACAAUUAAUGGCCGGACAUCAGGCAGAAAGAGGACUCCCAAGACCUGUGACUGUUGCGGCCCCAACAAAAGGGGACAUGAUGUCACAACCUCAGGUCGAGGGAAAGGGAGGGGACGAGGCAGAGGAAGGGGCUCCGGAAGAAACAUCCAUGACAAAAGUGGGGACGAUAUUAUGGGAAUUAUAGACUUUGAUCUGACAGGGGACGUCUUGGAGGAUGUUGAGGAUAAAAAUGACAUCCAUGAAGGGAUGAAAAUAUCAACUACCCAGCCAGGGCCAACUGUUCCUUCACGUGUCUGUAUCUCUCUACUCGAUGGGAACGUCUUGGACAACGGCCAGGCGGAUUUCCCGCAAGUGAGCGUGCCAGCUUCAAAAGGGGGAACUUUCAUUGGAAUGAAACAAGGUGUAGAAAAUGACAAUUCUGAAAAUGCCCAAACCCUGUCCGAUUCAGGGGCUCACGUCAACAGUGCAUCAGUUACAUCGCAGGUUGGAAACGGAGAUUCAUUGGGUUUGUCUGAAACAGAAUCCAAAAGGGAGACACUUGACGACAAAAGCGGCGAAACAGGAAACGGGACGCUUUGCUCAUCCGGAGGCUCAGCUUCACCUUCGAGGCCAGCAAGUCCUCAGAACCACGACUCAGAGAUGCAAGUAGAACUGGAGCGGAACAGAACGGACUCGUCAUCUCUUUGCCUCUCACCUCUUUUUUCCAAUGGAAACGAAAGUUCACCUGCAGAGCGCGAUCCCGGCGCCACAGCCAUGGAAACGGACUGUGCGAAUCCAAGUGCGCUUUCUACUUCAAACCGUGAUCCUAUUCGCGUAUGCAGCACGCAGUACAGCUGCGCGCUGAUAGACCACCGUUUGUACUGUCACCCCGCAACGUGGGAGAAGAACCUGUCCGAAGAAACAGACGUGCAAGAGAUGGAUGGAGACACGCCAAGUGAUAGCCUGGAGAGACUUAUUAUUCUAGUCCAUGACUUUUUGGAGGGCUUCUACAUCAAAUACGGCAGUUUCAUUCCCCUCAGCGAGACCGAUGUUCUGGAAUACCUGAAGACAAACGGCGACUGUGGCGACUUCAGAAAGCUGGGUCUAAACAUCCAACGGGAAAUGGCGCGCUAUAAGGCGGCACUAGCCUCUGCACCUGUUGCCGGCUUCAUGGUUAUCUAUAACAAACAUACGUUGAGUCUGGAAGAUCUUGGAACGCUGGAGGACCAGAACUGGAUCAAUGACCAGAUUAUCAACACAUAUGGAGACUUGAUUAUGGAAGCUGCCCAGCACAAUGUCCAUUUUUUCAACAGUUUCUUCCACAAGCAGUUGGAUGCCAAAGGCUAUGAAGGUGUAAAGAGAUGGACCAAAAAAGUGGAUUUAUUCUCUAAGUGGCUACUGCUCAUUCCCAUCCAUUUAGAAAUCCAUUGGUCUCUCGUCAGCGUGACCAUGGCAACUAAAACCAUCAAUUACUUUGACAGCCAAGGCAUUGUCUUCCGACACACUGCGGACAACAUCAUGAAGUACCUUCAGUCUGAAGCUCAAGAGAAGAAAAAGACGGAAUUCCUGAAAGGUUGGAAGAUUGCAAUCAUCAAGGGGAUUCCUCAGCAGAAAAAUGACAGCGACUGUGGCGUUUUUGUCCUUGAGUACUGCCGUUGUCUCUCGCUGAAGAAGCCUCUGUUGUUCAGUCAAGACGACAUGCCUCGCAUCCGCAAACGAAUCUAUAAGGAGCUGUGCGACAGACACCUCAACUCUUAAAAGUGCGAUCACUCGCCUAUUUCCGUACACAAGUCCGCCGUGCUUCCCGGACGGAUCGGUGCAUCUGUUACGCAACGUUAACAAGCGACUGGGCCGCCUGCAGAUUGCUCUGGUACGACUCGGAAAGAACUACUGACGUGGCUCCCUACUGAUGCUGGACUCGUACGUUUCACGUUGCCUUUCCUUUUUUUGCAUUUAACAUGGCCAGUCGAUCGAAACCUGCAACUCUCGAGGACAGGAUCUCUCCCUUGGACACCUCCCCGCUCGGACCAAAACCAAUGGCCAUUUUAAACAUUUUAAAGUGCAUAUAUUAUGCAGGACUCAUGUUUGCGUUAUCCAACGUGUAAAUCAAGGACGGAGGUGUUCACCUCAAACUUGAUUUCUGUUUUGGACUGCUAACAUUUGCACGGAUAUCGAAGCUUAUACUUUGGAGUUUAGAAUAACAAGCGAAUGUACCGCCUGGGUAUCCUUCCUUCCUUCCUUCCCUGCAGGGUUGUGACUUGGCUCAUUUUGGCUGUGGCCCCCAAGAAAGGGUUCCAGAGUUAACUUGGUUUUGAGCAUCAUGUCUUUAUCCUGCGAAACCAAAUAGUUGCUUCUUCAUCCGUCCCCCUGCACCCCCCAAAUCUUAUUUUGCCUCUACCAGAAUGUUCAGCUAGCAAAACGUUGAUUUGCAAAAACAUUCACGCGUUUGAAUUAAUAUAUACGUUGUCAUUGUUAGAUGUGCAGAUAAAGCUGUCCAUGUGAAGGCCACAGUUGUGUUAGCCUAGAAGUUGAACUUGAAGAUGUUUGUGUAGACGCAUCGAUGGCGCUUGAUAAAGACGUACUUCCUCGGUUACCUGCCAUUGACAAACAAGUGGACCUCGCUUCUUCGUUCCUGGGCGUCUUUUCCAUCUCGCUGUUACUGUUGUAUCCUGUUGAGCGGACUUGGAGAAUUGAGCUCCUAUAAUUGCUUGGUUUCGUUAAACACCACAGGAGAAUCUUUGUUUUGUUUUGUUUUUUACUUCAAGACUGCUGCCCACGUGAUGCUUUUCUCUUUGUAUUGCUCUUGUAUAUCUUUGAUAAGGUAACAUUGACGCAACAACAUACAUGCAGUGACUGGAUUGUUUUACCUGUACUUGAGCUCAUAACCCACCGGCAUGUUUUUUUUUCUUUUUUAAUCAGAUGAAACGUUCCAGAUAAAUACUCAACUCUAGUUGGUGAGUUGUUUUAUUUUAUUUAUUUCAACUAUUUGUUAUUUUAGUGGUCAUCUGAUCUUCACAACACAUCAAAUCAACUAUUUAAAGGGACAAUGUGUAUUUUUCUGUCGCCAUCUAGUGGUGAACUGAUAGAAUGUAACGACUUGAGUUUGAAGCGUGUGCAUUUUGAAGCACAUGCACUAUGGUGCCUCAAAGACGCCACACUCGCAAGCCCACCACCCCGUUUUUCAGCAGAGGUGCUAGCAAAAUGUCUUCACAAAUAACUUCUAGUGUUCCCUCAAGUCAUGAAGUAGUUUGCUGUAGUCAUUGAUGCAGGAAAUUUGUGAGCAGAAAUACCCAUGUUAUAUCAUUCACAAUUAUUAUGAUUAUAUUAAAAAAUGUACCUUGAUGUGA
Molecule: messenger RNA, 4087 nt
Organism: Syngnathus acus (greater pipefish)
Lineage: Eukaryota; Metazoa; Chordata; Actinopteri; Syngnathiformes; Syngnathidae
Product: sentrin-specific protease 5-like
Exons: 11
Coding region: 450-2498 (682 amino acids)
Biological process (GO): protein desumoylation
Cellular component (GO): nucleus
Molecular function (GO): deSUMOylase activity
Source: RefSeq, a predicted model, not a curated record